AUGAGACUGCAAUUUGUACUUCUUCAGGCCCUGGCCCUUUUUCUAUGCUAUACCCAGUUGGUAUUCGUCGAUGCCAGCCACCAACUGGUUGAACAGCUAGACAAGGCACCGGAUGGCUGGUCAAGAGGGGAUAAACCGCCGGCCUCUAAAUUUAUAAAAUUCCGACUAGCCAUUGCCCAGCACAACGCCAGAGGGUUCGAGCAAAAGGUCAUCGAAUUGUCAACCCCGGAUCACCCGAGCUAUGGUCAACAUAUGAGUAGGGACGAAGUGAAGCAAUUCUUGACUCCCCAUCCUACCAUUUCAGACAAGAUUAUUGCAUGGCUGCAAUCAGAAAAUGUCCCAGCCAAUUCUAUCAACUUAGAUGGCCAUUGGAUCUCAUUCACACUUCAAAUUUCCCAGGCUGAGCGGAUGCUGAAGACGCAGUUUUUCUAUUUUUACCAACAAGGCCAGCAAAGCCCAGCAAUUCGAACUCUUGGCUAUUCUGUACCCAGGGCCUUACAUCCCCAUAUUCAAUUGAUUCAGCCUACAACUCUAUUCGGAAACCUCGUGCCUCAAAUAAGCUCCGUUUUAAAACCGAAGAUAGCGACUUCCGAGCAGCUAGCCGCUGGAUGCGAUGUUACUAUCACACCAGCCUGCCUUCGGGACCUGUACAAAAUUGAUAACACGACCACCAGACCCGAUUGGCGGAAUCGACUGGGGAUAUCUGGUUUCCUGGAACAAUAUGCUCGCCACGCUGAUUUCGACGAGUUCUUGAGUCGUUACGCCCAAAGCCACACAGACGCGAACUUCAGUGUCGUCUCGAUCAACGGCGGCCAGGAUGAUCAACACUCCAUGUCUGAUAGUGUCGAAGCAAACCUAGAUGUACAGUACUCUAUUCCGCUGGUGGAUGAAGUGCUAGCAACAUUUUAUAGCACUGGAGGUCGCGGUCCUGUUGUCCCCGAAAUAACUCAUCCAGACCCUACCGAGUCAUCAAACGAGCCAUAUCUUGAACAGCUCCAUUACCUCUUGGAUCUCCCAGACGAAGAGCUCCCGGCAGUGUUGUCCAACUCGUACGGAGAAAACGAGCAGAGUCUCCCACUGUCAUAUUUAAACGCAACCUGCAGCCUAUUUGCCCAGCUCGGUGCUCGGGGUGUAUCGAUACUUUUCGGUAGCGGGGAUGCUGGUCCGGGAAGUUCUUGUGUGAAAAAUGACGGGACAAAUCAAACUAGAUUCCUUCCCGGAUAUCCGGCUUCUUGUCCAUUUGUUACCGCCGUGGGUGGAACGUACGGCAUCAACCCCGAAAAGGCGGUUUCCUUCUCUGCGGGCGGCUUUUCAGAGGCAGUGAAAGGCUACCUCGGUCAUCUUGGAAAUCAAUGGAAUGGACUGUACAAUGCUACGGGAAGAGGGUAUCCCGACAUAUCAGCCCAAGCCGCGAACUUCAUUGUUCGGGAUCAGGGCGAGUGGAUCUCGGUUGGCGGCACAAGUGCUUCAACGCCAGUGCUUGCAGGGGUAAUAUCUCGGCUCAACGCUGCGCGUAUUGCCCAGGGUAAGCCUCGAAUGGGCUUCCUAAACCCAUGGUUGUAUAGUCACUGCCAAACAGGGUUCACGGAUAUUGUUCUAGGCAGCUCCUUGGGCUGUAAGCGGAACCCUAGCGAUGCUCGGGUACGGAAUGCGAGCUGGGAUGCCACCGAAGGCUGGGAUCCGGUGACAGGGCUAGGCACGCCCUUAUUCCCUACACUUGUGAAAUUGGCAUUGUCAGAUGGUCAGGCCUAG
Molecule: messenger RNA, 1752 nt
Organism: Penicillium mononematosum
Lineage: Eukaryota; Fungi; Ascomycota; Eurotiomycetes; Eurotiales; Aspergillaceae
Product: S53 family peptidase
Exons: 3
Coding region: 1-1752 (583 amino acids)
Biological process (GO): proteolysis
Molecular function (GO): serine-type endopeptidase activity; tripeptidyl-peptidase activity
Source: RefSeq, a predicted model, not a curated record